AUGAUCGAUAUAACCGAGUCUUCCACUUUCAAACCCCCACCGAACAAAUCGAAAUUUUGCGCCGGCCGAUCAUUCAGAUUAAUACCCACAGCAGUACUGUCUGCAGGCUCACCCGCGAGGUUCAGGUCAAGGCGGAGAGAGUGGGGCCCACCAGCCUCGGAAUUUCCUGACGAGUUGAGAUCAAUAUCAAAAAAGCUUUGUGGCUGCCGGGGAGAAGCUGGCCGGAAAGCGCUGGCUGAGGCCGAGAUUUUCAGCCCCAGAUUUCCUUCAAAUUGCAAAGGGGAAGAAGGGGGCCCGCGAGCUAAAGCGGCUCUCGAAGAGGAUAUGAUGGGAACGGGCGUCGAAAUCCGACGGUCAGUGUCGUCCGAAUGCAUGUCUUGGUUCAGGUCGAAACCACACGGGCUUCUAUCCUUAUCUAGGUUCUUUUCGCCAGCUGGCGAUUUGCUUCUGCUAUCGGUUUCCAAAUCGGGAUUUGGCAAGGGAGUUAAAGAAUCAGAUAUAUUAUCUGACUUGCGAUUUUCUUCAACAGCAUGCACAGCAGGCGAACUAUCAUCUACCGAAGAUUCAAUCUUUUCCACGUCAUCACUCGUCGUCCAGCUAUCGAACAAAGCUCGAGCUUUAUCCCGCACUUUAGCACUACUGUGGCUUUUUAAAUCCUCGACAGCUGUCCAUACCUCACUGGACACCAGAAUCUCGCGGUCCGCACGAAGCCGUUCGAGAGCUUGCAGCAGACGAGCAACUGACUCUUCGAGAAAGGAGUUGUUUGGCCAGCAGCCCAAAAAUCGAAGGCCGUCUAAAUGGAUGAAAAGGUCGAGACAUUCUCGGUUCUCAGUGGCAACUAUAGCACUCCCGACAGCUGACCACUGCCUAGUUGCUUCAUUCACGUUCUUCACAAUGUCAUUUUUCUGCUUCUGCAUGACGGACACAAGCUCAUUGACUCGAGAAGGGGCAGUGAGCCCGUUAUUCAUCUCGGUCAAGGUGAAAAAGUCGUCGAGCGUCAUAAUCUCUCGCGAAUUGAGACCCUAA
Molecule: messenger RNA, 1026 nt
Organism: Striga asiatica
Lineage: Eukaryota; Viridiplantae; Streptophyta; Magnoliopsida; Lamiales; Orobanchaceae
Source: the annotation of a GenBank genome assembly